AUGACGCCCUGCCCGCUGUCAGCAGUCGUGGCGCUCAGCUGCGCCGCGCUCGUCAUCGGCCGCUUUUCCCGCCAGCCUGGCAUCGUGUCGGGCCCCGCCGUCGCUCAGCUGUCGGCGCCCUCUCGCCUGAUCUGCGCCGCCUGCUGCAGCACGCCGGUCGAGUACGUGAGCGAAGAGCUGACGCCCUGCCCGGCCGGCUGGCAGCUGUUCGGCGACAGCUGUUACCUGCGGUCGUCCACGAUGCCGCCUGGAUACUGCAUCACAGGCAGCCGGCCACCUUUCGGCGAGUACAUUGGCAUGCGCACCUGGGACGAGGGCACGUUCAUCGAUAUCGACGGCUCGA
Molecule: messenger RNA, 343 nt
Organism: Pollicipes pollicipes
Lineage: Eukaryota; Metazoa; Arthropoda; Thecostraca; Pollicipedomorpha; Pollicipedidae
Source: RefSeq, a predicted model, not a curated record